AUGCUUCGCACCACUGCUUUUCUUCUACGUACUGCUCUGCCAGCUCCGCGUCGUGUCAUUUCUUGUGUCAUGCGGAGGUUUUCGUCGUAUCCUCCUCAUGAAGUCAUCGGUUUGCCAUCGCUGUCUCCGACGAUGGACACGGGGAAUAUGGCCAAGUGGAAUAAGAAAGAGGGAGAUGAGAUUGCUGCCGGUGAUAUUGUAUGUGAGAUUGAAACGGACAAAGCGGUUGUUGACUAUGAGGCCACGGACGACAUGUUCUUGGCCAAGAUUCUCAUUCCGGAGGGUGCAGAGAAUAUCCCGGUGGGACAGCCUAUGAUGGUCGUAUGUGAAGAGGAAGAGUCGAUCGCUGCUUUCAAGGACUUUCAACUGGAGGACGCAUCAGCUGCUCCCCCCGCUUCUCCCGUGGUCUCGGAGGAUGUAUCCGGAAGCUCCAAAGCCCAAGAGUCUGUGAUUUCUCAGGACUCUUUGGUGGACGUGCCGACUGCGGAGAAGACGGUGACCACUCCAGCUGUCCCGGCGGCUCCUGUGGCGAAGGCUGCACCUGCCCCGAAGGAGGCUGCACCCACCCCUGCUACCAACGUUGUGUUCGAGGAGAAGUGGGGUUUUGGCGUGAAGAAGAGCGCCAUCUCAACGAGCCUCAUCAAGAAACAGCAGGCGUACAUUGCCCUGUACGGCACUACAGGUAUGACACCUGUGGUGCUGCCAUCGAAGAAGUAG
Peronospora farinosa is the source of this 717-nucleotide messenger RNA. NCBI's taxonomy places the organism in Eukaryota, Oomycota, Peronosporomycetes, Peronosporales, Peronosporaceae. The record is from the annotation of a GenBank genome assembly.